AAGAAUUAUUGGACCGACAUUUUGAUUUUCGACUUGUUAUUUGGAAACUCUGUGCCAAUUUCUAUGGUGGAAAUCAUCUGUUUUAGAUAAUAAUGCGACCAAUCCCGAAAACUCCUUCUUCGACGAAGACCCCGCGCAGUGCGAAGACACCAAGACGACCUACAGGCAACAAGGAUCCUGUCGAGGUGUAUUGCCGAGUCAGACCUCUCGGCAAUAAUGAAGAAGAAUCUUGCGUUCACAUUAUCAGCGAUACUGUGUUACAGCUAACAGCGCCAAAGAAUUCUGCAGGAUACAAGUCUGGCCACCGAAUAGAGACACAACAUACAUUCAAAAAGAUUUAUGAUGAGAAGACAUCCCAGAAGGUGCUUUAUGAUAAUGUGGCCAUGCCCUUGGUUGAUGAUUUGAUUCAUGGUAAAAAUGGUUUGAUAUUUGCUUAUGGUAUCACUGGGUCUGGUAAGACACACACCAUGACAGGAAUGCCCAGUGACAGUGGCUUGCUUCCAAGGUGUUUAGAUGUCAUCUUUAACUCUAUUGGAGAAUUGCAGGCUCCUAAAUAUGUCUUUAAACCAGACAAAUCCAAUGGCAUUGAAAUACAAACAGAACUUGAAGCAAAACUUGAGAAAGAAAAACGUGUAAAAGAAGCUGCUCUCCAGGCAGCUCAAGGAGGUAGAAACAGGAAUGCUGAUAAUGACUUUGCUGAUCUCAUAAGAGUAGCUGAGACAGGAGUUAUUUCUGGAGUGGAUGAGGAUAACAGCUAUGCAGUGUUUGUGUCAUACUUUGAAAUAUACAACAACUACAUUUAUGAUCUGCUUGAUGAGACUCCUGUGGAUCCCAUUUGUCCAAAACCACCAGUUUCAAAAAAUCUUAGAGAAGACAUGAAUCGUAACAUGUAUGUCAGUGGUGUCACAGAAAUUGAAGUCAAAAGCACAGAAGAGGCUUACAGCAUAUUCUGGAAAGGCCAAAAGAAAAGGCGUGUCGCCAACACAGUACUGAAUCGUGAGUCCAGUAGGAGCCACAGUGUGUUUGCCAUCAAACUUGUACAAGCACCAUUAGAUCCUGAUGGUGAAGAGGUCUUGCAGGACAAAAAUCAGAUUGCUGUAGCCACAUUAUCACUGUGUGAUCUAGCAGGGUCUGAGAGGACAAAUAGGACCAGAGCUGGUGGAGACAGACUGCGAGAAGCAGGUAACAUCAAUGCAUCCUUGAUGACAUUAAGAACUUGUAUGGAGGUUCUAAGAGAGAACCAAGCAAAUGCUGAGAAUGGUGUUUCUCCAAAGAUUGUCCCCUAUAGAGACACAAAGUUGACUCAUCUGUUUAAGAAUUUCUUUGACGGAGAAGGAAAGGUGCGCAUGGUGGUCUGUUUAAACCCCAAUGCUGAUGAUUAUGAUGAGAGUGUGCAUGUCAUGAAAUUUGCAGAAGUUACACAAGAUGUUGUUAUAGCCAGACCAGAGUCAGUCAGAUUUGACACUGGACUAACUCCAGGAAGAAGAAGAGCAAAUCAAAUGUACAAGGAAGUUCUAGCAAAGGUUGAAGAAAGUAAUGGUGACGGUGAAACUGUGAUUGUAGCCAAGCCAGUUCAUACCAUGGGACCGCCUUUCCCUCUAUUUGAGUUGAAUUCUCCAGAAGAUAGCACAACACUGGUAAAUUUGAUGCACUACCUUCAAGAUAGACAAAGACGGCGACAAACCCUUAUUGAUGAUUUGUCAAGAAAAGAGGGAGUUUUCAGGGCUCAUCUAUUGGCAUUGGAAAAAGAAAACAGUCAAGCAAAUGGAAUUGUAGCAAGCCUUAAAGCAACAAUUGAGGAGAAAGACAGAGAUAUUCAGAAACUUGAAAGAAGGCUGAAGGCGCUAACACAAAAGAACGAGAUGCUUCAGAAGACGGCAGAGAUGUACGAACAAGACAAGAAAGAACUACGAUAUGAGCUGGAUGAUCAGAAGAAAAGAGCAGACAAAGAGAAGACCGACAAACUUAAAAUGCGCCAGGCCUUGAAAGGAGUUGUGUCACAAGAAAAGGGAAAAUGGGAACGGGAGUGUUCGAAACGCGUCAAGGACAAGGAAAUGGAGAUGCAGGCCAAAAUGUGGCAGAAAGAGGAAAAACUAAGACAACUCAAGGAGAUUGUGCAGAAUAUGAAGACGAAUGACUCGGGUCCUGUUACUCGUGCUCAACUUAAAGCCGCCUCCAUGCCUAGAUCGAAGUCUCCACCGCCUGUUUCCAGAAAGCCUCCGAUCAAAUCUCGUCACAGACGAUCCAAGUCUUCGGAUUGUUGGAUAGAGCACAAACCCUUGACUCACCUAGAAACAGGCACAGUAAUGAAACCGUCGAUAAAGAACAAGAAAACCGUUGCCAGGCCUGGUGAGAAGGACUUCAAAGACACUAAUGCCACAAACUAUGUUUUAGCCCACCAAGAGGAAGAUUCUGCUGGUGAAAUUGAGACUAAGUUGAUCAAAGGAGACGUGUACAAGACUGUGGGAGGAGGUCACUGCAUCCAGUUUACAGAGGUGGAAACUUUGAAAACAAGAUCUGACGAGCUAACUAGUCCGGGACGAAAACGACACGCGUCUGACUCGAUCGAUGAUGAGAGCCAUUCCAGCUGGACUGAUGUGGAAACAAGGUGUUCAACGGCAAUCGAAGGCAGACCUGGGACUGGACCCAGUUAUUGUCACACUGCAGCUAAGAAAAAGAAGCCUUAGAGAUGUCACUUCUGCAAUGUGUCGGGUGGUUUCUUGUACAAAUAUCGUGCGUCCUCUGCUGUGGCGGGAUCUAGACUCGAGACUGACGAGAAACAUAAAUUACCUUGCUAAUUGAUUUCGAUCGUCAAACUAUGAUGUGGACAUUUAUUUGCCCAUAGCUUAAAGAAAUAGUUUUAACAAAUGAAAUCCCUUGUAAAUGAACCCCUCCUUCGGAGCGAAAGUUAAGGAUAUCAAAUAAAGCUUCUUCAGAACGGUCAUGAUAGUUGGUAAUAGUUUUAACUUUCAUUCGCUAUCAUUAACUAUCAUGUUUGCUUUCAAACGGCUCAUGACAGUAGAUGGUAGUGGUAGUUGAAACUAUCGUCAACUAUCAUGACCGUUUUAAGAGGCAAGUUGAGUUAUACCAACGGCGCUAUCAUUCUGUUUCUUUGAAUACAUAGUUGACUCUUAUCGAUUACUGAUGUUCCAUUUUUUAAUCUUUUGUUUCCAUUUUAGUAUUUUUUUUUCACUUAAUCCACCGAUAAGUGGUCAAUGUAAAAAG
Pocillopora verrucosa is the source of this 3225-nucleotide messenger RNA. Its product is annotated as kinesin-like protein KIF23. Gene Ontology annotation, biological process: microtubule-based movement. Gene Ontology annotation, molecular function: microtubule motor activity; ATP binding; ATP hydrolysis activity. The record is from RefSeq and is a predicted model, not a curated record. NCBI's taxonomy places the organism in Eukaryota, Metazoa, Cnidaria, Anthozoa, Scleractinia, Pocilloporidae. Gene Ontology annotation, cellular component: nucleus; microtubule; kinesin complex.